Messenger RNA from Phyllostomus hastatus (greater spear-nosed bat), 1842 nucleotides. RefSeq names its product dihydroorotate dehydrogenase (quinone) (gene DHODH). The transcript is spliced from 9 exons. Gene Ontology annotation, molecular function: dihydroorotate dehydrogenase activity. NCBI's taxonomy places the organism in Eukaryota, Metazoa, Chordata, Mammalia, Chiroptera, Phyllostomidae. The record is from RefSeq and is a predicted model, not a curated record. The coding region runs from base 22 to 1209 and encodes 395 amino acids. Gene Ontology annotation, cellular component: mitochondrial inner membrane; cytoplasm. Gene Ontology annotation, biological process: 'de novo' pyrimidine nucleobase biosynthetic process; pyrimidine ribonucleotide biosynthetic process.
GGGCCCAGUGGAGGAGAGACCAUGGCGUGGAGACAGCUGAAAAAGCGGGUCCAGGAUGCACUAGUCAUCCUGGGGAGUGGAGGACUUCUCUUUGCCUCCUACCUGACGGCCACCGGGGAUGAGCGUUUCUACGCUGAACACUUGAUGCCGACUCUGCAGGGGCUGCUGGACCCUGAGUCAGCCCACAGGCUGGCUGUUCGUGUCACCUCCCUGGGGCUCCUUCCUCGUGCCACAUUUCAGGACUCUGACAUGCUGGAAGUGAGAGUCCUGGGCCGAAAGUUCCGAAAUCCAGUAGGAAUUGCUGCAGGAUUUGACAAGCAUGGGGAGGCUGUGGAUGGACUUUACAAGAUGGGCUUUGGUUUUGUUGAGAUAGGCAGUGUUACCCCAAAACCUCAGGAAGGAAACCCCAGGCCCAGAGUCUUCCGCCUGCCCGAGGACCAAGCUGUCAUUAACAGAUACGGAUUUAACAGUCACGGGCUGUCGGUGGUGGAACACAGGUUACGGGCCAGACAGCAGAUGCAGGCCAGGCUCACAGAAGGUGGGCUGCCACUGGGAAUAAACCUGGGGAAGAAUAAGACCUCGGUGGACGCUGCCUCGGACUACGCUGAGGGAGUUCGAGUCCUGGGCCCCUUGGCUGACUACCUUGUAGUGAACGUGUCCAGUCCCAACACCCCAGGGCUGCGGAGCCUUCAGGGAAAGGCUGAGCUGCGCCACCUGCUGACCAAGGUGCUGCAGGAGAGGGAUGCCCUGAAGGGACCGCAAAAGCCGGCCCUGCUGGUGAAGAUCGCACCUGACCUCACAGCGCAGGACAAGGAGGAUAUUGCCAGUGUGGUGAGGGAGUUGGGCAUUGAUGGACUGAUUGUCACGAACACCACAGUGAGUCGCCCCACCGGCCUCCAGGGUGCCCUGCGCUCUGAAACAGGAGGGCUGAGUGGGAAGCCCCUCCGGGACUUAUCGACGCAAACCAUCCGGGAGAUGUAUGCACUCACCCAAGGCAGAGUUCCCAUCAUCGGGGUUGGCGGUGUCAGCAGCGGGCAGGACGCACUGGAGAAGAUCCGGGCUGGGGCCUGCCUGGUGCAGCUGUACACGGCCCUCACCUACUGGGGGCCACCCGUGGUGGGCAGAGUGAAGCGGGAGCUGGAGACCCUUUUGAAGGAGCAAGGUUUCACCAGAGUCACGGAUGCCAUUGGUGCAGAUCAUCGGAGGUGAGGACGUUGUCAGUGGGAAGCCUCAUCUGGAACCUUCCCACCGAAUCAGGCGAGCCUUUGUGGCUGGAUCAAGAGAGGGAGGACUCUGGCUCGAGCCACAUCCUACAAAUGAUAAGAGCCCUUUCUCUGAGGCCAGCCCCGACUGGAAAAGUUACUUGUGAGGGUCACCAGAAUGAACACAAGUCUUUCUUCAAGGACUUUUCAGACCAUGAACUGUAUUUGGGAUUUUUUUCAGACGUAAAUCCCAGGAUUCUUUGACAUUGCAAGGACAUUAGUUAUUUGAGGGGGGUGGGGAAUCAUGGAAACAAAAUAAAGCCAUUUAAAAUCCAGAUAAACCUCAGCCCUUUCUGGAAGGUCCACUGGCUUCAGACACCAUAGGUCCUUCCAGGCCGCUGCUACCUGGGUUCUGCAGCGGGCUUCUCAGGAGCUUGAAUCUCUUACAUUCUAUCUCUAUUUUUAUUUAUUUUAAGUUUUAACUAUUUUGAAAACAUUUCAAACAUAGGCAGAGUUGUAAUCAGAGGGCUUGGGCAUGACUGUCCUCUCCCUGUGUCCUCACAUCAUCUUCCCUCUCUGUGCCUACGUCCUGAUCUCCGCCUGUAAGCACACCGGUCAUUUAGGUUAGGGCCCACCCCCG